AUGGCAUCGUUCCUCCGGCAAGAUCAGCCCGCAGCGCCGCCGGCAUGGUUCGUCUCGCUGGCCGUCAUCGGCUCCCUCUACGUCGCGCCAUUUUUGUUCCGCCUCCUGGCGCACCUCUCCCUGUGCCUACGCCGGCCCAAGGACCUGCGCCGCCGGUACGGCGCGUGGGCCGUCGUCACCGGCCCGACCUCCGGCAUCGGCCGGUCCUUCGCCCUGGAGCUCGCCAGCCAGGGCAUGAACCUCGUCCUCGUCGACCUCAACGCCGCCAAUCUCCGGGAAAUCUCCGACACCAUCAGAUCUCGCCACGGAGUGCAGACCAAGACCGUGGUGUUCGACCUCUCCAGCGUCGCCACCCCUCAAGGUGACAAGGCGAUGGCGCGGCUGAAGGAGGCCAUUGAGGGGCUGGACGUUGGUGUGCUGGUGAACAACGCCGGCGUGGCGAAGCCGGGCGCGCGGUACCUGCACGAGGCGGACGCGGAUGCGUGGGUGAGGAUGAUAAAGGUGAACCUGUGGGCGGUGACGGAGGUGACCGCGGCGGUGCUGUCGGGGAUGGUGGAGCGCCGCAGGGGCGCCGUGGUGAACAUGGGGUCGGCGUCGUCGGAGGCCAUCCCGUCGUUCCCCCUCUACACCAUCUACGCCGCCACCAAACGGUACGUUGCUCAGUUCUCCAGGAGCCUUUACGUCGAGUACAGAAGCAAAGGAAUCCACGUGCAAUGCCAGGCCCCGUUCUUCGUGGCGACCGGCAUGGUGUCGAGGCUGUCGGAGACCAGUCGCCUCUCCCUGCUCCUCGUCGCACCGACACCCGACGCCUACGCGCGCGCGGCGGUGCGCUGGAUGGGGCACGGCCCGCCGCUCUGCGCGCCAAACCUCUGCCACCAGCUCCUGUGGUGCCUCGCCGCCGCCGUGCCGGACUCCGUCCACGACUGGCUCCGCCUGCGCGCGAACCUGCAUCACCGAGAGCUCUUCCACACAAGGUCGUCAACACGUCGUGAGGGCGUGCAAACAGUCACGCGAACUCCGUAA
Messenger RNA from Lolium rigidum, 1023 nucleotides. Its product is annotated as very-long-chain 3-oxoacyl-CoA reductase 1-like. The transcript is spliced from 4 exons. Gene Ontology annotation, molecular function: ketoreductase activity. The record is from RefSeq and is a predicted model, not a curated record. Gene Ontology annotation, cellular component: endoplasmic reticulum. Lineage: Eukaryota; Viridiplantae; Streptophyta; Magnoliopsida; Poales; Poaceae. Bases 1 to 1023 code for a protein of 340 amino acids.